CUGAUGUGGUGAUGGUGCUGUUUCCAUCGAAACUAAACCAGAGAACUUUGCCAAACCACCUUGCAUGAUGACACCCACCAGAAACAAGAAGCAGCAAUCCGGAAGGCAUGCCAUAUGAAGUCUGCGAACCCACCCCGGUUCCUGCUCUUCCGGGGCCCUAGUCUAGAAGGAAAAACACCAGCCACUCCAACCAGGUCAGCCCUACAGGGAAGAUGCUGAGGCUCCUGCUCCUGUGGCUCUUGCUUCUGCUCCGUGGGGCAGGUACAGAGGAGAUCAUCGGGGGCCAAGAAGUCAAGCCCCACUCCCGGCCCUACAUGGCGCUUGUUCAGUCUCUGGCAACAAGUAAGAAGAGGUGCAGUGGGGUCCUGGUGCGAGAAGACUUUGUGCUGACAGCGGCUCACUGCCAGGGAAGCAGUAUGAAUGUCACCCUGGGGGCGCACAACAUCAAGAAGCCAGAAAAGACCCAGCAGGUCAUCCCCGUGAGAAGAGCCAUCCCUCACCCAAACUUCAACCCCAGGGACUUCUCCGGGGACAUCAUGUUACUACAGCUGGAGAGAAAGGUCAAGCGGACUGCAGCCAUACAACCCCUCAGCCUGCCCAGGGGCAGGGUCCGGGUGAAGCCAGGGCAGGUGUGCCAUGUGGCCGGCUGGGGGCAGGUUGCCAUGGGCACCCUAGCAACCACAUUGCAGGAAGUGGAGCUGACUGUGCAGCCGGACUGGGAGUGCGAGUCCCUCUUCCGCAACUAUUACCGCAGGGCCACUGAGAUCUGUGUGGGUGACCCAAAGGAGAAGAAGACUGGCUGCAAGGGAGAUUCUGGGGGGCCUCUCGUGUGUAGCAAUAUGGCCCAAGGAAUUUUCUCCUAUGGACAAAAAAAUAGAAGCCCUCCAGGAGUCUUCAUCAAGGUCUCCCACUUCCUGCCCUGGAUAAAGAGAACCAUGAGGGACCUCUAGCAGCAGGUGUCAGACUGGCCUUCCUCCAUCACCAAGCAUCUUUCCUGGAUGAGAGGUUAAGGCCCUGCAGGGGUGGGCAGUGGGGGAAACAGCAGCAUAAUAAAUGCAUCCCCAGAGAAAAUAA
This is a messenger RNA of Ochotona princeps (American pika), 1074 nucleotides long. RefSeq names its product granzyme H-like. Gene Ontology annotation, molecular function: serine-type endopeptidase activity. The record is from RefSeq and is a predicted model, not a curated record. Bases 213 to 950 code for a protein of 245 amino acids. The transcript is spliced from 5 exons. Gene Ontology annotation, biological process: proteolysis. NCBI's taxonomy places the organism in Eukaryota, Metazoa, Chordata, Mammalia, Lagomorpha, Ochotonidae. Gene Ontology annotation, cellular component: intracellular membrane-bounded organelle; cytoplasm.